Messenger RNA from Pelmatolapia mariae (spotted tilapia), 1339 nucleotides. RefSeq names its product anaphase promoting complex subunit 10 (gene anapc10). Bases 137 to 697 code for a protein of 186 amino acids. Gene Ontology annotation, biological process: anaphase-promoting complex-dependent catabolic process; protein K11-linked ubiquitination. The record is from RefSeq and is a predicted model, not a curated record. The transcript has 6 exons. Lineage: Eukaryota; Metazoa; Chordata; Actinopteri; Cichliformes; Cichlidae. Gene Ontology annotation, cellular component: anaphase-promoting complex.
AAGAAGCGACGCUGAGGCGCAAAAAAGUGGGAGAUUCGAAGUGUGUAAAUAGAAACGGAUUUAAACUAUUUUGGACGUGCAGCCGCAUUUCUGAUGCACUGACACGACACCCCGGAGACCUGUACUAACGCGUCUUAUGGCGACACCGAGCAAGACACCACCUGGAGCUGACCCGAAGCAGCUGGAGCGGACCGGGACGGUUCGGGAGAUCGGCUCCCAGGCGGUGUGGUCCCUCUCUUCCUGUAAACCUGGUUUUGGAGUGGAUCAGCUAAGGGAUGACAACCUGGAGACCUACUGGCAGUCGGAUGGGUCGCAGCCUCACCUGGUCAACAUACAGUUCAGGAGGAGGACGACAGUGAAGAUGUUGUGCAUUUAUGCUGAUUAUAAAUCAGACGAGAGCUACACCCCGAGUAAGAUCUCGGUGCGAGUCGGCAACAACUUCCACAAUCUUCAAGAAAUCAGGCAGCUAGAGAUGGUGGAGCCCAGUGGAUGGAUUCACAUCUCUCUCAUGAAUCCGCGCACAAACGAGCCCAUCAGCACAUUCAUGAUUCAGAUCGCCGUGCUGGCCAACCACCAGAACGGGAGAGACACGCACAUGAGGCAGAUCAAAGUUUACACGCCCGUGGAGGAGAGCUCGAUCGGCAAGUUCCCACGAUGCACCACGGUCGACUUUAUGAUGUACCGGACCAUCAGGUGAUCUGGACGUGACCCAGGAACCCCGACAGACUUAUAUCUGGAGCUGCUGCAGAUCAUUAUCAAUGAGAGGAACACCAGUGAAGCUGCCAGUGUUGAAUAUUUAAAGAUGUUCAGUCAGAGUCAUUCACCCAGUCAGUGUUGGUUUACAUGUUUUAACAAUGAGUUUCCACACAGAGUGAAUGCUUUGAUAUGAAUUUGGUUCCUAAAUUUAACCUUUUUGUCUCUCGCAGUAUGAAAAAGAAAAAAAAAAACAACUUUUGUGCCUACACAUUGUUUCCUGUUGUGGAUUGUUAAUAAAAAGGUAAAAAUAAAUGUUUCAAAAACCCAGAAUGUAACUGUGUUCGUGUAGAAAACUAUAACUUUAUUCUGUAGCUGUGCUCAGUCUUAGGCUUCUUGGUUUAGUCGCAGAUGUUGUUGCUUUACUUGAAGAAAAUGAGGUUUGAAAACGGUAAUACGUUGAUGAUGCAGGAAAAUGUUCUGUUCUGCUGAUGUUGGACCUCACGUCGGCCUUUGAUAUGGUUGACCACCACUUUUCUGUGGCGGUUCCUAAGUGCAGGUCAUCCUUCACUUCCCUUACCUAUGGUGUGCCACAAGGUUCUGUAUUGGGGCCCUUAUUGUUUCUAAUAUAUCUACUUCCUUUUCA